Mya arenaria is the source of this 2401-nucleotide messenger RNA. RefSeq names its product RNA exonuclease 1 homolog. Lineage: Eukaryota; Metazoa; Mollusca; Bivalvia; Myida; Myidae. The coding region runs from base 115 to 648 and encodes 177 amino acids. Gene Ontology annotation, cellular component: nucleus. The record is from RefSeq and is a predicted model, not a curated record. Gene Ontology annotation, molecular function: nucleic acid binding; exonuclease activity. The transcript is spliced from 7 exons.
GCUGUCCACAGUAUAAAAGGGUAAUCUUUUCUACUGUCCGUCAGAAAGUGGGAGUUGUCAACGGAUCAUAACAUUCUCAUUUAAUUUUAUUUCUUUAAAUUUAUCGAAAUAAAGAUGGCAGACAUCUACAAGAAGUGCAGCCGCUUCGUUCUUGCGGAGUACGAGUUGCGGUCCCUCGACUGUCCUCGCCCCGACUCCAGUGGGUCUGAGGGUAGGGCGGAACUGUACGGCGAUCAAUAUGGCUUUAAAAGAGGAGCAUGUAAGCGCUGUGACAAAACCUUUGACAUCACGUUCACAAAGAAAGAACCGUGCGACUUCCACGUGGAAAGAUCAAGGAAAAUACGUGGAGUUCAAAAGCCUCAUGGGUGUUGCGGAAGUCGUUUCGGUGGGACGGGAUGUCGAACAGCCCCGAGUCACGUGUACAAAGGGAAUCUGUACCUGGACGUGGAGGGGUUCGUGAGAACUCAGCCGCUCUCUUCACCGCCGGCCGAUGGCAACUACGGAGUGUACGCCGUCGAUACAGAGGCGAUCCAUACUGUGAAGGGACUGGAGGUUUGUAAGGUCAGCGUGAUCAACUCGACCCUCAAGACUGUCUAUGAUGAGUUCUGCCUCCCAACUGCCGAGAUCAUCGACUACAACACCAUGUGAGCUUUGCCUUGACUCCGUUUAAAGAUGGAGCGGUAUCCGUGCCGAGGAUCUUCAGAAGGUCACAAAGACGUGAGCGGAGAUGCGCCAAGACCUGCUUGGCAUCUUCAAUCGUGAAACCAUACUCGUGGGCCACGGGCUUGGCACAGACCUCAGGCUCCUCAAGGUUAAGAAUAUAUAUGAUUAAGCUACUAGUUGAAACUUGCAAUAUAAGUGCACAUUAUAUGUGUGUUUGUGUCGUUACAGAUCAUACACAAGGGUGUAGGUUCAUUAAUUUUGACCCUGCACAGUCUGAUAUCAGUUUCAGAUCCUACACAAGGGUGUGGGUUCAUUUAUCUUGACCCCGCACAGUCUGAUAUCAGUUUCAGAUCCUACACACGAGUGUGGGUUCAUUAAUUUGAACCCUUACAGUCUGUUAUCAGUUUCAGAUCCUACACAAGAGUGUGGGUUCAUUAAUUUGACCCCGCACAGUCUUUUAUCAGUUUCAGAUCCUACACAAGGGUGUUGGUUCAUUAAUUUGAACCCGUACAGUCUGUUAUCAGUUUCAGAUCCUACACAAGGGUGUGGGUUCAUUAAUUUUAACCCGUACAGUCUGUUAUCAGUUUCAGAUCCUACACAAGGGUGUGGAAUCAUUAAUUUGAACCCGUACAGUCUGUUAUCAGUUUCAGAUCCUACACAAGGGUGUGGGUUCAUUAAUUUGAACCCGUACAGUCUGUUAUCAGUUUCAGAUCCUACACAAGAGUGUGGGUUCAUUAAUUUGAACCCGUACAGUCUGUUAUCAGUUUCAGAUCCUACACAAGGGUGUUGGUUCAUUAAUUUGAACCAGUACAGUCUGUUAUCAGUUUCAGAUCCUACACAAGGGUGUGGGUUCAUUAAUUUUAACCCCGCACAGUCUGUUAUCAGUUUCAGAUCCUACACAAGGGUGUGGGUUCAUUAAUUUUAACUCCGCACAUUCUAUCAGUUUCAGAUCCUACACAAGGGUGUGGGUUCAUUAAUUUUGACCCCGCACAGUCUGUUAUCAGUUUCAGAUCAUACACAAGGGUGUGGGUUCAUUAAUUAUGAACCCACACAGUCUGCUAUCCGUUUCAGAUCCUACACAAGGGUGUGGGUUCAUUAAUUUUAACCCGCACAGUCUGCUAUCAGUUUCAGAUCCUACACAAGAGUGUGGGUUCAUUAAUUUUGACCCCGCACAGUCUGUUAUCAGUUUCAGAUCCUACACAAGGGUGUGGGUUCAUUAAUUUUAACCCCGCACAGUCUAUCAGUUUCAGAUCCUACACAAGGGUGUGGGUUCAUUAAUUUUGACCCCGCACAGUCUGUUAUCAGUUUCAGAUCAUACACAAGGGUGUGGGUUCAUUAAUUUGAAUCAGUACAGUCUGUUAUCAGUUUUAGAUCCUACACAAGGGUGUUGGUUCAUUAAUUUGAACCAGUACAGUCUGUUAUCAGUUUCAGACCCUACACAAGGGUGUGGGUUCAUUAAUUUUAACCCCGCACAGUCUGUUAUCAGUUUCAGAUCCUACACAAGGGUGUGGGUUCAUUAAUUUUAACCCCGCACAGUCUAUCAGUUUCAGAUCCUACACAAGGGUGUGGGUUCAUUAAUUUUGACCCCGCACAGUCUGUUAUCAGUUUCAGAUCAUACACAAGGGUUUGGGUUCAUUAAUUAUGAACCCACACAGUCAGCUAUCCGUUUCAGAUCCUACACAAGGGUGUGGGUUCAUUAAUUUUAACCCGCACAGUCUGUUAUCAGUUUCAGAUCCUA